Elaeis guineensis (African oil palm) is the source of this 1709-nucleotide messenger RNA. Lineage: Eukaryota; Viridiplantae; Streptophyta; Magnoliopsida; Arecales; Arecaceae. The record is from RefSeq and is a predicted model, not a curated record.
UCGUUCUAAACUCCAUGUGCAUUACAGGUCACAGCCCUCUAGAUCGAACAAGCAUCUGUCUCUUCAUUAGCUGUCUGUGUGGGUAAAAUAACAAAAGGAAUCGAGUCUUAAUUACGAACCAAACCAGCCGGGAAACGGUCAACGUCCCACCCCCGGUCCUCAUAAGCAGACAAUACUCCAAACGCAACAGCAUCGAAACAAUCAGGCAAACCAUUCCCUCCACCAUGAAGUUCUCCGUGACCAAAUUGGCUCCGGCAUUGGUCGGUCCCAGCGAGCAGACGCCGGACGGCAAUCUCCCCCUCUCUUCCAUCGAUCUGACACUGGCCCUGCGAGAUGUCAUGGUCGACUCCAUCCAUGUUUUCCAGCACGGCGUCGAGCCGGCCAGGGUCAUAAGGGAAGCGCUGUCCAAGGCCCUUGUCCCUUACUACCCGGUCGCCGGCCGGCUCCUCAAGUGCGACGGCGGCGACAUGGUGGUUGCUUGCACCGGGGAAGGUGCAAGGUUCGUCGAGGCCAUGGCGAAUUUUAGCCUCAAAGAUGUUAACGAUCUCCAACGGCCUCUCAUGAUCCCAAAGGAAGAGUUCCUUCCGGUCCUCCCCCCUGAUGAAGGCCAAGAGGGUGUCAUUUUCAUGAUACAGGUCACACAAUUCACAUGCGGUGGAUUCUCCGUCGGCAUCAUAUCUAGCCAUGCAGUGUUUGAUGGCCUUGGGGCAGCCCAAUUUGUGAACGCAGUCGCAGAGAUGGCCCGAAACCUCCCACGGCCCACGGUGGAGCCCAUUUGGUGCCGAGAGGCCAUCCCCAAGUUCAACCCAGCCAAGCCCCCUCAGGGUCCGCCACCAACCCUGACCGCCUUCGACUUCGAGUACUCCAUUGCCGACAUCUCCUUGGACAGCAUCAACCAAUUCAAAGAUCAAUAUAUGAAUGAGACUGGGCAAAGAUGCUCCACCUUCGACAUCGUGACUGCAAUGGCCUGGCGAUCACGAACCCGAGCUAUCAAACUCGAGCCCGAUGUCGAAGUCCGCUUUGGCUUUGCAGCAGAUACCCGUCACUUGUUGGAUCAAGUGAUACCCCAUAGAAAAGGUUAUUAUGGGAAUGCUGUGUACCCUGUGACCGUCUCGGCAACUAGUGAGAAGAUUGUGUCUUCGUCGGUCGUCGAGAUUGUGAGUCUCAUUAGAGAAGCCAAACAAAUGUUACCGAUCAAGUUCUCCAAAUGGAUGGCAGGUGAGAAUGAGGAGGACCCGUACAAAGUGCCCUUCGACUAUGGAACCUUUAUCAUAGCAGAUUGGAACAAGGUGGGAUUUUAUGAGGUAGAUUAUGGAUGGGGAGAGCCGAUGCAUGUGGUUCCUUUCAACGACGGUAAUUUUAUUGGGUCAUUCAUCAUCCUCAAACCGCCUGCACCCAAGCAGGGUGUGAGGCUAAUGAUGAGGUGUGUUGUGAAAGAACACCUGGAUGUCUUCAAUGAUGAAAUUACAAACUUGGCUUAAUGAGCGCCCAUCAGUCGAUCCCCUUGCUGUUUUGAACUAUUAUAUCCUACCUCUUAGUCAUUUGAGAAUUAUGUUCUAAGUUUCAUAUAGCUAGCCAAAUUGCUCUUUAAAGACGGUGUUUUGUUAUUCUUUUAUUGAGAAACAAUGUUCAGUUGUAGUUAGCGUAGCGUUGGUGGUGAUGUUCCAUUUUGUUGUCUCAUCUGUCGUUAAUGUUUUUCUCAAAUUAUA